Molecule: messenger RNA, 550 nt
Organism: Insectozyma verbasci
Lineage: Eukaryota; Fungi; Ascomycota; Pichiomycetes; Serinales; Debaryomycetaceae
Source: the annotation of a GenBank genome assembly
AUGUCAGGUUCAGGUGCUUCAGGUAACAAAUUCCGUAUGUCAGUAUGUAAAUAAACCAAAUAAUACAAGAGAUUGAAGUCAAGUCAUGUCGAUAUAAAAGUAUGGGUUAAAUAUUGAAUGUUUAAACCAGGGCAUGAUUGAUUUAUUUUGAUGAUCAAGUAUUAACAAUUUCUUCUAGUUAGCUUUACCAGUUGGUGCAGUUAUGAAUUGUGCUGAUAAUUCAGGUGCUAGAAAUUUAUAUGUUUUAGCUGUUAAAGGUGUUGGUGCUAGAUUAAAUAGAUUACCUGCUGCUGCUGCUGGUGAUAUGGUUAUGGCAACUGUUAAAAAAGGUAAACCAGAAUUAAGAAAAAAAGUUAUGCCAGCUAUUGUUGUUAGACAAUCAAAACCAUGGAGAAGAAGAGAUGGUGUUUAUUUAUAUUUUGAAGAUAAUGCUGGUGUUAUUGUUAAUCCAAAAGGUGAAAUGAAAGGUUCAGCAAUUACUGGUCCUGUUGCAAAGGAAUGUGCUGAUUUGUGGCCAAGAAUUGCUUCAAAUUCAGGUGUUGUUGUUUAG